Molecule: messenger RNA, 732 nt
Organism: Penicillium subrubescens
Lineage: Eukaryota; Fungi; Ascomycota; Eurotiomycetes; Eurotiales; Aspergillaceae
Product: putative GNAT family acetyltransferase
Exons: 1
Coding region: 1-732 (243 amino acids)
Molecular function (GO): acyltransferase activity, transferring groups other than amino-acyl groups
Source: RefSeq, a predicted model, not a curated record
AUGUCUUUCGAGUUGAAGAAAGUCCCCGUUGAAGAGCUUCAUAAGAUGAUCGCUGCAGAAAGAUAUGCCUUCGAGACUCCACUUCAACCUAUCUUCCGCCUAUACUGCCCAGUCACCAACAACGAUCCCCAAGAGACCAUUGCUGACAUCGCAGCCAGGGAGCAAGAACAAGCAAAAAACCCCGAUCCCAAUGUAGAGAACAUAUGGAUCAAAGCCGUCACCUCACAAGACUCCAAGACCACCGAGACCCUCGUCGGCGGUGCACAGUGGAUCUUCAUCUCAGAAAAAUCAAGCUCCCUCGACGCCGAUGUCGAGUCAUUUUCCAAACGUCAUCCCGAAGGAGGGGCAAGACUCUUCGCAGCCCAGUCAUAUCGUAUCCUACGUGAAUGCGAAGAAAGACACAGACUAGAGAUAUCUGGAAGCGGUCCAUAUGCUACACUCGGCAGCUUUUUCACGCUGCCUGAGUAUCGCAAGCUGGGCAUAGGCCACUUGCUUAUGCAGUGGGGACUGGAAAAAGCUGAUGAGAAGGGUCUGGAUAUAUGGAUUGAAGCUGCGCCGCCGGCAGUUCCCUUUUAUGAACGCCAUGGCUUUGUACAGAAAGAGGUUACUCACUUACAGCCCCGACGACCGGAUGGUCUCGAUGAGAAGAUUGCUGCGGAAUGGGAUGAUACGGCGAGGGAGCUUUUGCCUAUUACUACUGUUACCAUGUGUCGUUUAGCAGGCACUUGUUAG